Messenger RNA from Stylonychia lemnae, 1674 nucleotides. The record is from the annotation of a GenBank genome assembly. Lineage: Eukaryota; Ciliophora; Spirotrichea; Sporadotrichida; Oxytrichidae.
AUGCAAAUCAAUUUUGACACCACUAAGCUAGCACUUCUGAUUGGUAUCAGUGACUAUUGUUCAUAUUUCAAAGGUAGAGAUGAUAUUAGCCAAGAUUAAAAGUAGUAAAAUAUGAGUAAAUGUUUGAUUGAUGUGAGAAGAAUGAAAAAUGCUCUUAAAAGAUAUGAUUUUGAUGUAGUUGUGCUAGAAAAUAUUAAGUAUUCUGACUAUCUUAAAGAAAUUGACAAAAUCAAAGAUAUGAUAAAUCUUGGUUAAUUAUAUGUAUACUUUUCAGGAUAUUUUAUUGAUGAUGAUUCCAAGGAGCUAUAAGAAGAAAAAUAAAUGGUAAUUCUUGCAGAUGGAAGAACGAUUUCCCUUUAUGAGGAAAUUAAGAAAAAUGGAGUGAAAAAAUCAGUUGAUAUAUUCAUCUUUGCUGAUUGUCUAAAACUGACUAAAAAUGAUGAAAACACUUUGGACAACUAAGGAAUAUUUAAUUUUUCUUAUGAUAAGCAAAAGCUAAUGUAUGCCCAUUACAGAUAAACAAAAUAUGAAUAGAAAUUUGACACAGAUUGUGAUCAAUCUGUGAUUACUGCAGUAUUCUAAGCAAACAUCUUGCAUUACAGGGCAGACGUCAUUAUGAAUGCGCUUCAAUUUAAGAAUUAUUUAUGUAUGACCCAGUUUAUGUUUCAAAAUGAGAAGUAGCAGGACAAGAUACUUUCUAAAUUUAGUUCAAUUUUCACAAAGAAAUAUGAAAAGAAAAUCACCUUUUUAGAUUUAGAAAAGUAAUAAAUAAAAAAGAAUUAAUGCAAUGAAUUAAGUAUGGAAUACAUAGUUGAGACUACUGACAUAUCAAAUUAAUACUGUUAAGUAAUAAAUGAUAUUCCUAUAUCUGAUUGGGUAUUUGAUGGAUGUACUACCUAGAUAGGAUUAGUUUAACCUUGUCAUUUAGUAAUAGGAUUUAAUAUAUAAGGAUACUAUUCAUCUAAAGAUAAUAGAAUAGUUCUAGUAAGCUAUAAUAAAGAAAGCAAAAUUUUCACAAAGAUUUGGUCUUGCCAUUAUUUUAACAGCGGCAGAGUCGAUUAAAUACACACAAAUUUUGUUAACAAAACUUAAAAAUGGGAGUUAACAGUAAUUGGAAAUCAUGAAUCCUAGAGUUAUGCAAACUUUUAUAUCUAUGAUUUUGAUCUAAAGAAUAAAAGCUGCAAAGUAAACAGUAAAUAAGGACCUUAGUAUCACGCUAAAUAACUUUUAGAUAUUAAGUACACCAAGCGUAUCAAUGAUGAUUACAUCUUAUGCUAAUAGAAAUAUAAUCUAACCAUUUUUUCUGUCAGGAGCAAAUAUUAGUAUAUGUUCUAGUUUAACAAAAACAAUAGCACUUAUGUUGAUGCUUGCUAAAUAUUUAUUGAUAAGGAUUCAGAUAGGUUUUACUGGUUAAUUGUUCAUGGGUCAGAAAUUUAUUUAUGCGAUUAUUAGGAUUAGAAUAGAUAAUACAAAAUAUAUCAAUCUUAUUACAAUUCGCUAAGUUUUAAUCAUGGAAUAAUUGAAGUUGAUAAGAAGUAAUAAACAGAAAAAGAUUAAGGCAAUUUCAAGUUAGUUGGAUGGGGCUCUUCAGGGAAUAAAUUAUAAGCUUUUUAAAUUGACCCUGAAAUAAUUGACUACCUUGAAUUAAAAUAUAUAGGUAAAAACAAUACUUGA